GCUGGCGGGGCCCAUCGGGAAGUUUGAUGGCUUCUUUGAGGAGAGUCAAAGUGCUGCUGGUGUUAAACCUGAUCGCCGUGGCUGGCUUCGUCCUCUUCCUGGCCAAGUGCAGACCCAUCACGACCAAGAGCGGCGACUCCUUCCAUGACAUCCAUCCCAGGGCAGAAGUGGCCAACUUGACAGCCCACGGCAUCAGCUCCAUCCAGGAUGCGGUGCUGAAGAGGCUCUCGCUCCUAGAAGACAUCGUCUACAGGCAGCUGAAUGGUCUGUCCAAGUCCCUUGGUCUCAUUGAGGGCUAUGGUGGCCGUGGCAAGGGUGGCCUCCCAGCCACCCUGUCCCCUGAGGAGGAGGAGAAAGCCAAGGGACCCCAUGAGAAGUAUGGCUACAACUCCUACCUCAGUGAGAAGAUUUCCCUGGAUCGUUCCAUCCCGGAUUAUCGCCCAACCAAGUGCAAAGAGCUGAAAUACGGGAAGGACCUGCCCCAGAUCUCCAUCAUCUUCAUCUUUGUGAACGAGGCGCUGUCGGUGAUCCUGCGCUCGGUGCACAGCGCUGUGAACCACACCCCUGCCCCCCUGCUCAAGGAGAUCAUCCUGGUGGAUGACAACAGCGACGAGGAGGAGCUGAAGGCGCCGCUGGAGGAGUACGUCAACAAACGCUACCCGGGGCUGGUGAAGGUGGUGAGGAACCAGAAGAGGGAAGGGCUGAUCCGGGCCCGCAUCGAGGGCUGGAAGGCGGCCACGGGCCAGGUCACCGGGUUCUUUGAUGCCCACGUGGAGUUCACUGCUGGCUGGGCAGAGCCGGUGCUGUCCCGGAUCCAGGAGAACAGGAAGAGGGUGAUCCUGCCCUCCAUCGACAACAUCAAGCAGGACAACUUCGAGGUGCAACGCUACGAGAACUCAGCUCAUGGCUACAGCUGGGAGCUGUGGUGCAUGUACAUCAGCCCCCCCAAGGACUGGUGGGACGCUGGGGACCCCUCCCUGCCCAUCAGGACCCCUGCCAUGAUUGGCUGCUCCUUCGUGGUCAACAGGAAAUUCUUUGGGGAGAUUGGGCUGCUGGACCCCGGCAUGGAUGUGUAUGGAGGGGAGAACAUCGAGUUGGGCAUCAAGGUGUGGCUGUGUGGGGGCAGCAUGGAGGUGCUGCCGUGCUCCAGGGUGGCUCACAUCGAGCGCAAGAAGAAGCCCUACAACAACAACAUCGGCUUCUACACCAAGCGCAACGCGCUGCGCGUGGCCGAGGUCUGGAUGGACGACUACAAGUGGCACGUCUACAUCGCCUGGAACCUGCCCCUGGAGAAUCCAGGAAUUGACAUUGGGGAUGUUUCUGAAAGGAAAGCCUUGAGGAAAAGCCUGAAGUGUAAAAAUUUCCAGUGGUACCUGGACCAUGUUUAUCCAGAAAUGAGGAGAUACAACAACACCAUUGCUUAUGGAGAGCUGCGGAACAACAAAGCCAAGGACGUGUGCCUGGACCAGGGCCCGCAGGAGAACCACACAGCAAUUCUGUACCCGUGCCAUGGCUGGGGCCCACAGCUGGCCCGGUACACCAAGGAGGGCUUCCUGCACCUGGGGGCCCUGGGCACCACCACGCUGCUGCCCGACACGCGCUGCCUGGUGGACACGGGCAAGAGCCGCUUCCCGCAGCUGCUGGACUGUGACAAGGUCAAGAGCAGCCUCCACAAACGCUGGAACUUCAUCCAGAACGGAGCCAUCCUGAACAAGGGGACAGGCCGGUGCCUGGAGGUGGAGAACAGGGGCAUGGCUGGCAUUGACCUCAUCCUUCGCAGCUGCACAGGGCAGAGGUGGACAAUUAAAAACUUCAUCAAGUAGAGGCUGAAAGAGUCAGGGGAGUCUGACUUGAGCCACGGCUGCCGAGGACUGAUCCACGUGGACUCCUUUGGAAAGGAUGGAACAUCAACCAGAGCUUUAUUCGUGUUCCUAGGAGAGGACCUGGGGGAGAUGGGCGUUUGUGGCUUUACUUUUCCCAUUUGUGAGUCUCCCCCAGCUGAUCCCAGCUGUGUGGAGCUGGCUCAGAACUGCUCUUCCCCCUGGCCAGCACUCCAAGAGGUGCCACAUUCCCUGCUGGAGUGGCUGUCAUGAGCUGGGGCAGUCUGGGAGCUUUUACUGACAGGGAAUUUCUGCUUUCCCACACAACUCCAAGCUCUCCCAAAGGGCUGGGGAGGUUUGCACCACCACCCUGCACAGACCUGCCUGGCAAGUGUGGAAACUGGGCAGCUUGGGAGAGGAAAAGGUUUCCAAGCCCUAAAGGAGCUGAGUUUGAAGGACAUGGUGUUUUGCUGGGUCCUUGUUCCCUGUUCCCUUUCCUGCCCCUGCAUCCAGCAGCCCCUUCCCUGAGUUUUGGAGAAGCAAAACAGCCCAGCAGCUCCCAGGCAUCUUUCUAACCCUUAAUCACAGAAGUUACCCAAAAAAAUGCAAUGGAAUAAACCCCCUGACCUCCCCUUGCCCCCCUCCCCAUCACCCACACACUGCUGGCCAAACCAGCACCUCCCUCUGGAGAGCCCAAAGGGUUCCCCUUGGGAAUGACCUGGGGUGUCUGCCUGCCCUUCUGGGUGACAGCAGGAAUGUUCUCUGAGGUUUCAGCACCCCUGUCCUGCCUGGUCAGGCCUGGCCAAGGUCCCCCCAGAGUCACUGCAGCUCUUCCUGAGCUGUGGAGGAGAGGGAGGGAGGCCAAGGCACCAACAAAUGGCAGCUUGGCUGAGAUUCUUGGCCCUGAAGUCACUUCAGGCUGGUGGAGGGAUCUCAGCUAAUUUAUUUUUGGCUCACAGUAAUCCUGGCUACCAAAUCUUGGCUACCAAAUCCACCUGGGAGACCUCUGCUCAGGAUCCUGACUUGUGGCUGCCUGGAAAAGGGAAACACGAUCCUGCAGAAUUGCUGCACGUGGAUGGACACAGGCUCUGCUCAGCAGGGAGGAGAAACCAGCCCAUCUCCUGUCCUUCUCCCACAAUAAUCCUCUUUGUGGCUGCCCUCUGGCUAGGGUACACUAAAAUAGAUUAAUAUAUGAGAUGUAUGUGUAAAUAUGUUUCCCAAGCUGGGAUGUGCACAGAGUCCUUUGCUGCAGAGCACUCAUGCCUGUCUUCCAUUUGCAUCAGGAUGAAGCUCCCUGGAUGUUGAACGAGCUGAAUUUCCAAUGCCAUGCAGCAGGUUUAUAACUGAUGUUUUAGUAAUUUAUUGAACAGAAGCAGAUCUAUUUCAUUGUUCCUUCUACAGCAACGAGCAUCACCUAGGACUGAUUAUUCAUUUAGGCUUUACAAGGCUCCCUCAACCACUGGGGCUGUCUCUGAUUUUUCCCCUGCCUUCCUUAAUGAAGUAAAACCUCUUCGUUGUCCUGACUUGCAGAGUAGAGAGUCAAUGUAGAAUUUUGCUCUCUUUUUCGCUGUUGCAUCAUCUCUUGUGUAAUAAAUUUGAGCACUUCCAAACCCGA
Sturnus vulgaris (Common starling) is the source of this 3435-nucleotide messenger RNA. RefSeq names its product polypeptide N-acetylgalactosaminyltransferase 17 (gene GALNT17). Lineage: Eukaryota; Metazoa; Chordata; Aves; Passeriformes; Sturnidae. The record is from RefSeq and is a predicted model, not a curated record. Gene Ontology annotation, molecular function: polypeptide N-acetylgalactosaminyltransferase activity. Gene Ontology annotation, biological process: protein O-linked glycosylation. Gene Ontology annotation, cellular component: Golgi apparatus.